Messenger RNA from Fusarium fujikuroi IMI 58289, 555 nucleotides. RefSeq lists its product as uncharacterized. The transcript is spliced from 3 exons. The coding region runs from base 1 to 555 and encodes 184 amino acids. The record is from RefSeq and is a predicted model, not a curated record. NCBI's taxonomy places the organism in Eukaryota, Fungi, Ascomycota, Sordariomycetes, Hypocreales, Nectriaceae.
AUGGGCCCUCUAGCAUGCUUCAGGAUGAGCGUGCGGAGAGCGUCGGAGAAGGUUUUCAAUCCCCAACCUGAUCAACUGGACAAUGCGCGUCGAAAGCUCAGCACCGUUACAACCUCAACGGUCAUUCCACAAGCGAAUCCCGAUCCCACCGCCGACAUUGAAGCUCAGACUCCACUCUCCGGGUUCGGUGAAUGUCCAAUCUGCAUAGGUCCUCUUGUUCCAGAACCAGUGCAUACCGUCAACGCCGACCCACGCCCGAUUCUCGAAAAGGUCUCAACGGUGACGUCUCAUGAGACGAAUGAUAAACCCGGUCCCAGUGUGCAGACGACCGAUAAAUCAGGCCCAAGUGUACAAACAACGGCCGGUCCAAGUGUACACACCGAUGAAGCUGAAGACGACAUCAUGACGAUAAACGCAUGCGGGCAUUCUUUUCAUUCAAAAUGUCUUUCCUCCUGGUUCUUGAUCGAACGAUAUGAUUGUCCUGUAUGCAGGGUGCCGUAUUACAAAGGGAUGCCACGUCGCGAAACAGCUUUGAGCGUGACACCGUUCUGGUGA